Molecule: messenger RNA, 2091 nt
Organism: Arctia plantaginis
Lineage: Eukaryota; Metazoa; Arthropoda; Insecta; Lepidoptera; Erebidae
Source: the annotation of a GenBank genome assembly
AUGAAAUGGGAAUUUCGAGAUCUCCAGGCCACUGCUAUGUCCGUAGACUAUUCGGGCAAUAAUGUUUUAUUAGCAGGACGUAGAUGGCUAGCGAUCAAACAGAUCUCUCAAGACGAUGAUUCAGCUGAUAUUGUAAAGAAAUAUCCUCGCCAUAGCAAGUAUGAUGCGGCUGGUGCAGAGUGGUGUCAAUCUUAUCAAGGACAAAAAUUAUGCGCUAUUGCGAGUAAUCAACGAGUUGAUGUGUAUGAAUGGCGAGGUGGCAAUGAUCUUACAUGUGUCUGUUCCCUUCGUGGACAUACACGUGUAGUCAGUGACACACAUUUCCAUCGUCAAGAUCAUAACCUAAUUGCUACAUGUUCUAUAGACACUUUCACUCAUCUUUGGGAUUUACGUGAUGCAAGAAAACCUGUGUUAUCUUUAUGUGCAGUUGCUGGAGCUUCACAAGUACAAUGGAACAAAGUAGCAUCUCAUAUAGUGGCCACAGCUCAUGACGGAGAUAUCAAAAUUUGGGACUACCGGAAGCACUCCACUCCCAUCCAGUAUAUAUCUGCACAUCUUUGUAAGAUUCAUGGUGUUGAUUGGAGUCCACAUCACGAAUAUCAACUUGUCACAUCCAGUCAUGAUGGAAGCAUUAAGUAUUUUGAUAUUAACAAUGCUAGAAGACCAGAAAACGUAAUCAUGACGAAUUUCCCAGUUUGGCGUGCGAUAUAUACACCAUUUGGCAAUGGUUUACUGACCAUUGGAGUAGGAUGGGGUGGAAUGCCAAGAGUUGAGCAGGCUGGUGUGAUUGGCAUUUGGGUAGGUGGAGCGCUAGCACACAGACUUGUAGGUCAUACGGAUACUGUCCAAACAAUGGUUUGGAGACCAAAUACAUCACCAUCUAAUUAUCAAUUAGUAACAUGGGCCAGAGAUCAGUCGUUAAGGGUAUGGACAAUGCACCCGACAUUACUAAAGAUGUGUAAUCACUACUUGCCAGAUGAUGAAUAUGAUGAUGAUAAUAACAGUGAUAAUGUGAGUUAUGCAUCAACUGCUGGCUCUAAUAAUGAUAUAUCUGGAGGUGACAGUAAGACUCAAGAUAUUUUAUUGAAUAAACUUUCCCAAAAAAGCAGUACGUCCAUCAACGAGGAAUUUGAAUCAAUUCGGGAGAUGGCUAACAUAGAGGUUACUGAUACCAACAAUGAGACACGCACAUGCCAGAUUCAUUCUGAGCGAAACGGUUACAUAGCCAAUCUACAAGUUACAUUUCCAAGAAAUACCAACAAUGAACAGACAAUACCAAAAUUCUCCUGGCUGUCGGGUACCAAUGUCGAUAGUCCUACCACUAUUAAAAUAUUGCAGGCCAUUAAUAGAACUGCCUACAGAAGAAAGAAAGAAGGAAACCGAUGUUUAUUGCAUUGCGUCAAAACUUUGGCGACAUCCAUUGAUGAGAUUCCAGUAAAGUCUAGUGACGAUUCUGAUUCAAUGAAGUCUAGUCAAAGAAGUCAAUCGGAGAGCGAAAACGCCGGUGAUUCAUGCAUUCCGUUUCCUCGGACCUGUGGAGCUAAGUGGUGUGGAGUGAGCACUCUAGUUGUCUUUAACCGACCGCCGAAUGCACGUAGAUUGUCCCUCAAACAUGAAACAGGAACACCACGGUCGAUGUCAUCGCUAUCUCUGACACCAGGAUUGUUUGGCACUGGGUAUAGCUCUGUGUCCCCUCACGCCACCACUACUCCGUCACCGACAAAUGCGAACGGUUUUCCACAGCUGCAUCACCGACAUCAAUCAAAUUCAAUAACUACUUUUUAUUUCCAAGAUAGAUGGAAAGCGCAAGGGCGUCGCGCGGGUAGCAUGCGCAGUCGCGGCAGUAUAUCGGGCUGUGUGGUUCCCCGUGUGGUGCUGUACGCUGCGCCGGAUCUCUUCCCGCUCUGUCGCAGCCUCGCUGAGAAAUAUAUCAUCAAUGCUGACGAUCCUGUUGGUAUGUAUGCUCAAAAUAUACAAUAUGAUGUUGAAAAAUUUAAUAAGCUCUCUAUUUUUACUACAAUUGAUCCAAGGAGCAAGCAAGCAUUACUUUCAAGCAGGCAAUUAUCAGGCAAAUUUAAGAAAAAUAGAUAA